Messenger RNA from Arvicola amphibius (Eurasian water vole), 4002 nucleotides. RefSeq names its product LRR binding FLII interacting protein 1 (gene Lrrfip1). Bases 250 to 2736 code for a protein of 828 amino acids. The transcript is spliced from 9 exons. The record is from RefSeq and is a predicted model, not a curated record. Gene Ontology annotation, molecular function: RNA polymerase II cis-regulatory region sequence-specific DNA binding; DNA-binding transcription factor activity, RNA polymerase II-specific. Lineage: Eukaryota; Metazoa; Chordata; Mammalia; Rodentia; Cricetidae. Gene Ontology annotation, biological process: regulation of transcription by RNA polymerase II.
GGCUCCUCUCUUGUCACCCCCUCCCCCGGCCCGGGGCCACCUGCGCCCCGCCCUACCGGCCGCACCCCAGCUGGGGAACCAAGAAGCCGGCUGUCCGGGUUUCGUGUGCGCCGCGGGGAUCAUAGCGAGUUCUGCUUCUGCCUGGACGGCUGUCCUGGAUCCGGAAAUGUGGCCUCUCUGAGAGCCCUCCGACUGAGCGGGUCUGCGGCGCGAACUCACGGGUGGGAAGUUGGUCUGUACUCCGGCAAGAUGACCAGCCCGGCGGGCACACAAAACCAGGAAAUUGACUGUCUGAGCCCAGAAGCGCAAAGACUGGCGGAGGCCAGGCUUGCAGCAAAGCGUGCAGCCCGCGCCGAAGCUCGAGAGAUCCGCAUGAAGGAGCUGGAGCGGCAGCAGAAGGAGGUAGAAGAAAGACCAGACAAAGACUUCCUUGAGAAGGGGUCCCGUAACAUGCCCAGCUUGUCUGCUGCCACGCUGGCUUCUCUGGGCGGGACUUCCUCCCGGAGAGGAAGUGGAGAUACUUCCAUCUCCGUGGACACCGAGGCGUCCAUUAGGGAAAUUAAGGAACUUAAUGAGUUAAAGGACCAGAUUCAGGAUGUAGAAGGCAAAUACAUGCAGGGAUUGAAAGAGAUGAAGGACUCGCUGGCUGAAGUCGAGGAGAAGUACAAGAAGGCCAUGGUCUCCAACGCCCAGCUAGACAACGAGAAGACCAACUUCAUGUACCAGGUAGACACGCUGAAGGACACGCUUCUGGAGCUGGAAGAGCAGCUGGCCGAGUCUCAGAGACUAUAUGAGGAGAAGAACAAGGAGUUCGAGAGGGAGAAGCAUGCCCACAGCAUCCUGCAGUUCCAGUUUGCCGAAGUCAAGGAAGCUCUGAGGCAAAGGGAAGAAAUGCUUGAGAAACAUGGAAUAAUCCUAAAUUCAGAAAUCGCCACCAACGGAGAGACUUCAGACUCACUAAAUGAUGUUGGGUACCAAGGCCCUACGAAGAUGCCAAAAGAAGAGCUGAAUGCCCUCAAGUCAGCCGGGGAAGGGACACUAGGAAAAGCCAAAGAAGUGGAGGUGAAAAAGGAAAUUGUGGAGAAUGUGGGGAAAGGAGGAGCCUUACAGAAUACUGAGCAAGAACAGCCCAGACCCAACCCAGUAAAGGAUUGUGUGAACAAAGGGGUGGCACAUCCCGGUGAGAAGGCUGAGGACCAGAAAUCCGCUGAAGACAGUGCUCUGUCCCCACGACCACUACCAGGGGCCAGUUAUGAGCAGCAGGUUCAGAGCCAAGCUCAAGAGAACACUUCUCUCCUCAAAACCCCAGAGCAGAUUGAGUCACAUGAGGUCACAGACAAGCCAGAUGGUAGGACCAGAAACUGCUUGGAACAGUCCAACUGCCUGGGAGGUCUAGACAGUGAAGAGUCAGGGCCCAUUGCCUUGGGUACCAGAGCUCGAAGUGAAAACUCUAUAGGUGAUCAGGAUGAAGAGAAACAAGAGGACCUGAAAACAGACUUGGAGAAAGUUAGUUUCGAACCAUGUCCACACAGAGUUGACGAGGUGCGCUGCACGAACUCAAGGGACACAGGUGACAAUCACUUAGAGAAUGCGGUAGAGGCAGGACGAGCUGCAGGUGGGGAACAAGCAGAUGCCGCAGCCUCCGGUCCUUUGGAGCGCAGCCAAGACACAGCUGGUCAUGAUAGAAGCUAUAGGAAUGACGGGGCGGAGCAGAGCUCAGAGGGAGAACUCACCCAAGAAGUAGCUGAGCCUGAGGAGGCCCUCAUUCAGAGCCCAGAGGCAAGUGGGGAAAACCGUGUAACAAGGGCUGAAGACACAGAAGUAAGGGAUGAGAAGCCCAUCCAGGCAGAAGUCCAGGCCACCCCUGGGACUCCCACAGUGCAGAGCGGCCAUCAGGAUGCAACAGGCCCAGGUAGCACAGAUGCCAAGCGUGCGCCCCUUGAUGCGAAAGAACCUGACAAAGGAAAGAGUGAGCAGCAGGUGGAGGCCUUGGAUUCACCGCAGAAGAAGUCGAAGAACAAGAAGAAGAAAAACAAGAAGAAGAAAUCUCCAGCCCAAGCGGAACCCCGCAAAGACGCCAGCCAAGAGUUAAACUGUCAGAACACAGAAGCGGGUGACCUGGAGGAAGAACAGACCCAGUUCCCUGACAAAACGCAGGCAGCAGAAACCCAGAGUGAAGAGACAGAAAGCCCAGAACAAAAAAUCACAGCAGGAAGCAGCGAACAGGUUGAUUGCCCAGAAGAUCCGAAAACUGAGUUUAAUGGAAAACAGAACCAAGAGGAAAAAGAUGGUGUAAAAACCCAGGCAGGGAAGGUAGCGGCAGCCGGAGACACAUUGACAUCCGAGGCGGAUGCAGCGUGCGAGGCGGAUGUAGCGCAGUCGUCAGGCACCGGUGCUGAGGGUGAGGAAAUUGGAGAACACGUUACAGAUGGUCCCGCUGAUGGUCCCACAGAUGUCUUAGAUCAGAACGGUCCCCAGUACGAAGAAAGGGACAUCUCCUUGAUGGAAAGGAAAGAUUCCCCAAAGGAUGCUAACGACGCUUCUCAGAGAGGAAGUGAAGAGGGGCAGGUACUGUCCCAACAUCCAGGCCAGACGGUUGAGAAGGCUGAAAAUGGCUGCGGCAUAGACAACAGUGACCUGUCAGGGGAGCUGGGCGGCUUCAAUCCAGAAAGUGGAGUGCAGGCAAGAGGCGAGGUUGAAAAAAGCAAGAAUAAGGAGGAUUGCACCAUGUCCUGAGGGGACCGGGAGGAGGCAGGCGGGGGAGACCGAGUUUCAGAGAGGGCCAAGGACUCAACACACUAAGCCCAACCUCAAGAACUUCAACUCCACUGUGGAGGUUCACAAAUGUUCCAGUCCCUGUGGAUGGACCACGUGUCAAUCAGUCACCAAGCAUCAACUACUUUAAGUUACAGACUGUUACUUGUAGAUUUGUAUUCAAGCCUUGAUCACCUAGACACACCAACCGUUGUUUUCGGUUUCAGUUCCAGCUGAGAACAUUCCAUUAGCGUCAGGCGACACCACGUCCCUGUCAUGUCUGCAUUCCAGCCCAAAGCCAAGACUUCACCAUUUCGAGACAAAAUGUGGAUGUGCUUGACCAAAUGUAUCAGCGUCUAGUUGAAGUGACCAAACAGCAUUCUUAGAUUUCUGCGUUGUGAGACGUGAACAGAUAAAAUUAAUGUCUUAUUAAAAUAGAGGUAUUCUCAUAUUUGAUCUUAAUAUGUGCAUCAUAACCUGUAUGGUAUAUAUUUAAAGGAGUUAGAUGGAUAAGUAGCAUACAGGUCACUGGGUGGGAGGAGCUGCACCUCAGGGUAGAGAUCAGUCACUGUCGGGGAUCAAACAGGGAUCAGUAAACACAGGGAGACCACGUGCCUUUACCUCACGGAAGUGCUGUAUUUUGCACCAAAGCUCAUGGAUCUUAUUGCCGAUGGUACCCCGGUUAAUUUUACCAGAGAUCUUUAUUUUACUUCACACAGGUGAUCUGCUAAAUUCAUUUUAUACGAAUAUUUUAUUUUAUUUUUUUCCUUUCUGUUAACGACAAGUUGAAAUGAACAUUUCCCACAUCAGUUAUCAUCUUAAUUUUAAUAGUGAUUUUCCUAUCUGAAUGUCUACUUAUGAUUAAAGGAAAUUACAAAAGUUGUCUGUUCUUAUGCAAAGGACUCACUAGAUUAUAAUCCAAUAUUUUUGUGUUUGGUAUAAAUAUUUUUAUUUGCUGUUUCUCAAUAUUUUCUUAUUGGAAAGUUAUUAUUUUGCCUGUCUGAAGAAAUAUGUAUUUUCUAUAUAAAGAAGCAUUUACAGAAUGAUCAUAGAGUUGAAUUAAAAAGUAAUGGUAGAUAUAGAAUCACAAGGGCAUGUACUGUAUGAUUGCUGUUGACAUGUUAUGGAAUCCUGUCAAUUCAUACUACUGUUACACGGCAAAGUGGAACGCAAAAGACCAAACCCUCAGUAAGAUCUGAGACAAACUGAAGUGUCAUAUGAUUAAAAUAAAAACAUUUUAUAAUUUUA